AUGGAGCGCCUGUCCCGCGUGGGCACCGGGCGGGGAAGGAAACCUGUGGCGCGGCUCCCGGCGGCUGGGCUCCCGGCGCCUCCCGCGGCUCCUCGGCGGCCGCCCGACCUCCGCGCCGCCGCAGCCGCAUCUGGGUGCCGCCGGCCCAGCCCCCUCGGGCGUCGGAAGCGCCCGCAGCAGGGGACCAGGCCCCGCCCCUGUGCGACGGCGCCGGCUCCCCACGAGCCCAGCCCCCUUCCCGCGCCCCUCCCGGGAGUCCCUGCGCUCUGGACGGCGGGGAGCCCGGCUCCAGCCUCCUUCCUCUCCUGUGUGCCCCCGGGUGCUCUUGGACCCGGGGGCGGGGGCGGGGCGCCGACUAGCCGCAGAGCGCGCGGCCCAAGGCACCAUCCCCCCUCCCCCGACCGCCUCCCCCUUGGCGCCCCACCGCGCCCCGAACCCGCGCCCAAAGGCGCCGGACUUUCCCCGGGGAUCCCCACCGUGCCUGUGACGUUCGCGGGCCGGGCCCGUGCGUUUCCCGCCGUUCUGAGGUGGUAACUGUGAGAAGCUACGGCCGGCCCUGCACCUGUCGCGCGACCCUGUAGGCGGCCGGCCAGGAGGCUGCGGGUCACACCGAGGCUUUCCCAGAACCCGAACUCACCCCUUUCCAGUGAGUUUUAAACACCAGACCUGUUCAUUCAUUCAUUCAUUCAUCCAGUACCAGUCCAGCGCCCGCACAAGAGCUGAGGAUACUGCGUGGUCAAAAACACCGCCAAGACAUUGCCCUCAGGGACCUGGCAUUCCAGUGAGGAAAGUUAAAUAGAUAAAGUGUAUAUCCUGUGAGGACAGUGGUAAGUAUCUUGAAAAAAGUUAGGCCACGCUCAAAAAAGAUGGGGAGGAGAGAGGCCUACACUGAUGGAAAAUGUCAGACAUGCAGGAGCCAGCUGAAAGAGCUCCCAACGCCAAAGCUGGAACGAUUUGAACAGCAGAAUAAAGUAGUAUUAGAUUACAACCCAAAGUUAAAAAAAAAAUCUGUGAAUUAAUAGUGAUAUAAAUAGUUGAAUACAUAAAUGCCAAAGAGAUAAAGUUCUCCUUCGGAAGAAUUCCCAAUAGCUUAUGAGGAUACUACAUCCUCAAAGAGGAGAAGCCUAACUUUCCACUCCUUUAGGUAUAAGCUGCUUAUAGUGACUUUCUCCCAAAAAGUACAAUAUGGAAAAGGAGGGAAAAGAGUAACUUUACAUUGGAGACAUCUGAAAAACACCACCUCAGCCAGGUGAUCGAGGUCAAUAUUAAGAGUCAAAAAUCAUAUUGAUAGUAUGUGCUCUUCAUAUGAUAUGAUGAAAAUGGCACUUGACCUCUGUAGUCUUCCUCCCAAAAACCCAUAACCCCAAUCUUGUGAG
Vicugna pacos (alpaca) is the source of this 1376-nucleotide messenger RNA. The record is from RefSeq and is a predicted model, not a curated record. Lineage: Eukaryota; Metazoa; Chordata; Mammalia; Artiodactyla; Camelidae.